ACAUCCAACAUCUUCCACGCAGACGCAGUAGCCUGAAGUCGGCGGGUUAAUUUUACCCUUUUGCACGAUUCUCGACUCGAAGAGGCCGCAGCAAACUUCAGAAAGGACUUAAAAAUGGAUCCCGAAAUGUUUCUCGACAUUGCUAACCAAGUGACAAAGCUAAAAAUGUAUCCGUAUUUCGACAUCGCACACUGUGUGAUAACGUGCCUUUACCUUCGAGAAGACUUGGGUCCCGGGGCCCAUGUGUUCUCCAGAAAACACCCCCUCUCCUGCUGGAUCACUGCCAUGUUCUCCAUCUUCGCUGGGGGCAUCUUUGCAGCAUUUCUUCUGGGUGAACCUAUCCUUGGCAUUUUUAAGAACAACCAGCAACUGCUGCUGGCUACUGCUGUCUGGUAUGCAAUUUUCUACUCCCCGUUUGACUUGGUCUACAAGGUCUGCAAGUUCUUUCCUUGCAAGCUCAUAAUUGCACUCAUGAAAGAAGUAACAAGGUGCAAAAAGGUGCAUGAUGGUGUCGUGCAUGCAGCGAAGGUCUACCCCAAUGGCUACCUCAUAAUGGUGGUGGUUGGUGUUGUCAAAGGUAAUGGGUCAAGCUUCCUCAAAGUGUACGAGCGACUCCUACGUGGAUUCUGGACGCCAACCAUGAUGGAAAUCAUGCAGCCUGGAUUCCCAACCAAAGCGUGUCUAGUAGCUGCAGUCAUAUUUGUCGUCGACAAAAAGACGACUCUGAUCUCUGCUCCACACGCCCUCGUCUACCUGGGUAUAGUCGUCUUCCUGCUCUACUUCAAGCUGUCUGCCAUGUUGCUCGGAAUCCACGACCCGUUCGUUCCGUUCGAGAACCUCUUCUGCGCCAUCUUCCUCGGUGGCAUCUGGGACGCCAUUGGCAGAGCACUCACGGCUGGCCGAGGAGGCGAGGGAAAGGGAGAUACAUCUAAAAACGGGAAGACCGAGGCUACCAAGAAGAAAGAUUGAUGACGCGUUUUGCCUGGCCUUGGAACCUGGUUGUACGAGACAGCGUCAACUAUGCGUGGGGACUUGAGCACAACUGCUUCGAAAGCCAACCCUUCAAGAUACGAUGCACACAUCAUCCUUAUAUUCAACAUCCCAUUUUAGAAUCAUAGACUGGACCUGUCAGAGACAAUGAAGGAACAUGUGGAAAGCCUCUUCUUUUUUUUUUUUUUUUUAUCUAUACAGUUAUCAAUAUUGUAUUUCAUGUCAUCCUAUGGACGCACAGCAUAUCAGUGCUGCCCUCUUGUAAGAGGUGGUGCAAAUUUUUUUUUUUAGACUCGUAAACCGCAGUGUGCCAUUAAGAUUAGAUCGGAAAUUCUAGUUUCGAGAUUGACACUGCUUCAUCUUACACCCUCACUCCAAAAUUAUUUUGUAAAUUUCUCAUCCAUUUUUAAGUCCUUUUAAAAUGAAACGAAGCGAAGUCGUAACGAAUGAAAGACUACAAACGACCUUUACCUGCACGCAGCACAAUGUGCAGUUACGUUUUGUGUUUGAGUAUUGAGUACCAGGAAGAUGCUCCAUGCAAUGUAUACCUUCUUCCUAUGCCUAACAAUAUCAGAAAGGAAAGUAUUCUCCUUGAACAGUUGGCGACUACGAUUUGCUGGUUGUCUGUAACACAAUUUUAUAUUGCAGAGGAGUCUUAACAGAACACCGGCGUAGACUCGUAAAAUGAGCCAGCAACUAUGUGCAGGUACCUUAUCGAAGCUCAAGGUGUGCCUGAAUACUCUAGCAGACGGCCACGUCCUCCGUGGAAAUGACAGUACUGCUGCCAUCUGGUGUGUACUGUGAUCAUAAUAUACCCUUUUUUUGGUACACUGCAUAAAUCCGAUGGGCGAAAUACAGGAGAAAAAAAAAGGGUUACAUAUGUGCAUCAUUGUUGAUCCAACCAAUCUUGUCAGAUUGCUGCAAACAGUUGCCAUGCGCCUUUGCAAGCACUGAGCAGACGACAGAACUGGAACUGACAAGAUGAGGCUUUUGUCUUUCACAGUAUUCUGGCACACACUUGCAGUUUCAUCAUUUUUUUACUGCGCAACUUUUUUUUUUUUAUCCAGGACCGCUGUCAUGAUUGCGUAUUUGUUUUCUUUCUACACUAGUCAUUUUAGCGAGCAUCGUCAUUGGACGAGACAAAAAAAUGGUGUGGUUCCCCAGAAACGAAACAUUUUUGGCCAGUGAGAGCCAGCUAGUCCCUCCACUUUGAUUCAUGUGAUCUGCAAAGGAUUGUUUUCCUGUCAUAUCAAGAAAGCACGGACACUGUAAUAUCUACGCCAAUAAAAAGAGUCAUUUACA
Messenger RNA from Ornithodoros turicata, 2292 nucleotides. Its product is annotated as trimeric intracellular cation channel type 1B.1-like. Gene Ontology annotation, biological process: potassium ion transmembrane transport. The record is from RefSeq and is a predicted model, not a curated record. The transcript has 6 exons. The coding region runs from base 115 to 969 and encodes 284 amino acids. Gene Ontology annotation, molecular function: identical protein binding; potassium channel activity. Lineage: Eukaryota; Metazoa; Arthropoda; Arachnida; Ixodida; Argasidae. Gene Ontology annotation, cellular component: membrane.